This is a messenger RNA of Homalodisca vitripennis (glassy-winged sharpshooter), 2019 nucleotides long. RefSeq lists its product as uncharacterized. The transcript has 2 exons. NCBI's taxonomy places the organism in Eukaryota, Metazoa, Arthropoda, Insecta, Hemiptera, Cicadellidae. The record is from RefSeq and is a predicted model, not a curated record. The coding region runs from base 100 to 1989 and encodes 629 amino acids.
AUGCAAUUCAUUGUGACCGCCAUGUUGUCGAUGCCUUCUGAGUGUUGUUGAUGUGACGCGUCUUGUUUAUUAGAGCAGUACAUCCCUCGAGUGGUUGCCAUGACCUCGGGUUUCACAAACGAUGACAUGGAACAAAACCUCUUUACCAUAACGGGAGACUAUCAACAACCGUCCUCGUCCAGUCAGAGCCACCAGUUUGAUAAACCAUCUCCACGACCACACGGUGGGAAGCGGAUGCCUGUUUCCGCAAAAAGGAUUUCUAGAAACGACCCCCCGCCCGCGACCGUCAACGACGACGAACAGUCGGACAAGGGAGAAGAGUUCCAGUCGCCGGUCGCUCCUUCGGACGAUCGAGAGAAAGAUAGAAACGGAAAGAAGAAAAAGCGUUCGUCCAAAGCUCGUUCUUUGUCUUCCUCUUCGUCGUCGUCGGCUGAGAGAUCGCCCUCACCCAAACGGAAGAAUCAGCGUUCGCACGAGAGAUGUAAGAGCCGGUCGAGGUCCUCGGCCCGGUCUCCCGCAGUCUCACCGACGCGUCCCCGGGAGUCUUCCGACAAACGUCGUUGCAGAGACAAGGCUGUAAGGACCGGUGCGAACACUCCGAAACAGACCACUUCAAAAGGAACCCGCCCACAGCAACCGCCGACCCGCCCGCAGCAUCCACCGAAAGCGACCGACAUUGUGACCAAUGAGCUGUUCGAGACGAUGCAGAACCGCAGACCGGAUCCCGCCCCGAGAGCCGCAUCGCUCGUCUCCGACAUGUCGUCGGUGUCCACCACCACUCACAGGCGCCCGAGGCCGCCGCUCGAUCUGGAGAGUUGCCUGCUAGAUACCUUGCGAGGCAAGCAGCUGUGCACCAAGACCAUCAUGGCCAUGAAGACAUUGGUGAAUACCGUCAAAAACUGUGAGCUCGUCGAGGCGACCAGGUCUAUAAUCUACGUGAGUCCCGACUACCCGACCUUCGACCCCCACAACUACCUGUUCUGUGGCAAAGCGCAAUCGUUCGGCUACGACUACCAGACGCUGUACCACAACCUACAUCUUCGCGAGAGGUCACUGACUCACGCAUUGCAACCCGGCUGCAAACGGGAUCCGCAGAAAAUGUCCCUGGACCUGGUGUUCCGCAAGGCGCUGAAAGAGAUCGCGGAGGAGCUGCACGAGAUCGAUCCCGAACCACUGGUGGUGUCACUGGAGAACCCCAUGUUCAUCAGCGGCCGGUAUCUGGAGCUGAGACUACUAAAGAAAUUGGGAGAAUUCUACAGGGUCCAGUGCAACGGCCUCGACUUGAGCAAGUACCUCACCCAGUCGUCCGUCGACAAGACGUCUCCUCUCAAGCAGUACGUGGACGGCAGUCGUUGCGAGCAGUACGUGCGAGUGUUGCACGACCGCUACGAGCUGAAAUCGGGGGCCGAUUUGAUCAACACGAAAGCCGAAUCACUCAUUAUGCCAUCGUCCAUGAGAGUGUGGACCGACGUGGAGACGCAGGCGUCCACCUCUCUACGGAUGUACAACAACGUCCAAACUCUCUUCGAGAAGACCAACACAAUUAACAACGCCAACGCCAAAGGCGCCGACGACAUCGUCUCGUCAAGCAUGAGAUUCAUCAACACGUACGCCAAGCACAUGGGCCAUUUCAUGAAAGUGCACCAGCAGUUCUUGGCUCAGGCCCUGAAUGCCAGUGAACUGUUCACGUGGAUGUGCUUCGGCAUCACCACGGACGAGGCGUUGGCGGGAAACGGCAUCAUGGCCGCGAACUACGCGAUGGCGAAUCAACUCCAACUCGGAGAAUCAAUGCAUCUGUUGGAACUACCCCCUGGCCUGUAUGAUCAGAGAGCAGAGAUAGGGACAGCACAGGUGUCCACUCCCGUUACAUUUGUACAACAUCAUACGGACACUCUUCGAGAAGGCCAACAGCAAGCCGCCGUCGAAGCUUCGGCGGAAGUGUUAAAACCCAAAGGGAUAGAAUUUGGACGAGCACCACUUAAGUUUUAACGUAUGUUUAAUAAAUAUUCUUUUGUACAA